Molecule: messenger RNA, 207 nt
Organism: Anthostomella pinea
Lineage: Eukaryota; Fungi; Ascomycota; Sordariomycetes; Xylariales; Xylariaceae
Source: the annotation of a GenBank genome assembly
AUGCGAUAUCCCGCCGCGCGUCUGCGUCUGGACUGGAGCAAUCUGGGGAAGUGCGGUUGUUACCCGACACUAUGGGACCUGAGCAUGACGAACGCCGUGAGCGUCAUGAACGUCGUGAGCGGCAUGCACGUCGUGAGCGUCAUGAGCGUCGCCGUCGCGAACGUGCCGAACGUCUUGCACGUCUCGAGCAUCCUGAGCGCCCCAUGA